Cladophialophora immunda is the source of this 2666-nucleotide messenger RNA. RefSeq lists its product as uncharacterized. Gene Ontology annotation, molecular function: NAD+ poly-ADP-ribosyltransferase activity. The record is from RefSeq and is a predicted model, not a curated record. The coding region runs from base 176 to 2248 and encodes 690 amino acids. The transcript is spliced from 3 exons. NCBI's taxonomy places the organism in Eukaryota, Fungi, Ascomycota, Eurotiomycetes, Chaetothyriales, Herpotrichiellaceae.
CGACCAACUGCCUGAAGAAAGGGAGCUGCUGCCUUUGCCCUCACACGCUUCUCUCGUCGAUUCGGACUGCCCUGUCUCACUUCUUAAAAUGUCUUAAAUAAGAAAGGUCUGUCGCUUUCGCUCUUCUACCUCCGUGACAUCUCGCAACCUCUCUUGAUUCAGCGCCCAAGCCAAAAUGGUUCGAAUCAAGCCACCUCCUCAAGCUGCUAGCCCUUCUCUGGACGGCGUCAUCAUCAGCUUCGCUUCUUACUCUCUCAGCGCACACCCCGAGCUCUCGCACAAGACUGUUGCGCAACUGAAGACUGACAUCGCCAACUGCGGUGGUUCUUACACUACCAAGCCGGAUCAGUGUACCCACCUCAUCACCACUCAUGCUCAGUUUGAGAAGAAACUCAACCGUAUAACCCAAGCCCAAAAGAAUGUCGAUACGCAAGUUGUCUCUUACGAGUGGCUCGCUGCGUCUUUGGCCUCAAGUGCGCCGGUUGACAUCGACCAAUAUCUUCUUGAGAGCUCGCCCACCAACGAUGAUGGCAUAGCGAAUGGCAACGGUCUGUCACCGUCUCAAAAGGCGGCGACCAGGUCGUCAAAGCGCUCUCGCAAGGAUGAUGACGAUGAGGAUAACCCAAUACCAACCAAGAAAUCCAGGCCAUCCAAAGCAGCCGGUGAACCUACCCCAGCCACAACCACCACUCCCAUCAAAGUUCCAGUGGAUCAUUUUGUCCCUUCCGCUCCCAGCUUCACUGUUCAUGUGGACGACAGCGGCGUGAUAUAUGACGCCACCCUAAACAAGUCUGAUGCAAAAGUGAACAACAACAAGUUCUAUCGAUUACAACUCUUGAGAUCCACCAGUGGAUUCUAUACUUGGACACGCUGGGGUCGUGUUGGUGAAAGAGGUCAGAAUAAGAUGCUGGGUGACGGCUCCCUUGAUGAUGCUCUUUCGUAUUUUGGGGUGAAAUUUAAAGAGAAGGCUGGUCUCACUUGGGAGAAUAGGGAUGCACCGUCCAGAAAGGGCAAGUACGCAUAUCUCGAAAUCAACUACGCAGAUUCGGAGGACGAAGGUGAGAAAGGGGCCGCGCAAGUGACCCGGAAAGGUGACGGUCCCGUGAAAGAAAAGGUCUUCGCCGAGAGCAAACUCAUGCCGCCGGUCCAGCGCCUGAUGGAGCUGAUCUUCAACCUGCAGUUUUUCAACAAUACCAUGGCCGACUUCGAUUACGACGCCAGCAAAAUGCCGCUUGGAAAACUCAGCAAGAAGACUCUCCUCAAGGGGUACGAAGUCCUCAAAGAUCUGGCCUUGCUCAUUGCCGACCCUUCUGUUGCCACCGGUUUGGGAGAACAACCAGGUCAAGCUGUCAUGGACAGAAGCAAUCAGUACUUCUCACUUGUGCCACACGUCGUUGGUCGUCGGUCUUUACCCGUUCUCAGGGAUAUGAAUUCCAUUAAGAGAGAAAUUCAACUCCUGGAGACGUUGACAGAUAUGCAAUUGGCCAACGAGAUUAUGAAAUCCGCCGCAGUUGAGGAACACAAGUCUCUCCACAUGCUGGAUAGACAAUACCAGGGACUCGGCAUGAAAGAGAUGAUUCCUUUGGAUCAAGACAGUCAAGAAUUCUCCGAGAUCUUCUGUUACCUGAACAAGUCAACUGGCAGCACCCAUGGCGUCACAUACGCAGUCCAGGAUAUCUUCCGUAUUGAGCGCAGUGGUGAAUCUGACCGACUCGAAGAGUCUCCGUAUGCCAAUCUCGGAUCAAAGAGUGAUCGCCGCUUACUCUGGCAUGGGUCCCGCGUCAGCAACUUCGGUGGCAUCCUCAGUCAAGGCUUGCGAAUUGCACCACCCGAAGCCCCCGUAUCAGGGUACAUGUUUGGCAAAGGCGUGUAUCUUGCGGAUAUGAGCUCCAAGAGUGCUAACUACUGUGCAACGUACAACAGUGCCGGGACUGGACUACUCCUUCUUUGUGAGGCUGAACUGGGCAAACCGUCUCUCAAACUUACAGAUGCCGAUUCCAAUGCUGGUGAUCGCGUCCAGAAGAGAGGCUGUAUUUCCACCUGGGGUGUCGGUCAAACUGGGCCUUCGGUCUGGAAAGAUGCUAGCUGCGUUCAUCCGAGCUUGAAAGGGGUCAAAAUGCCUGAUGUCGUCAACCAUCCGCCGGGUCCCACCAACGAGUCCAAUGCAUACCUUCUCUACAAUGAAUAUAUCGUUUACGAUGUGGCUCAGAUCAGACUCCGAUACCUUGUACGAGUCAACAUCAACUGAGGGUUCAAUUCGACAACAUUGGCGCCGGGUGAACGAAGGCGGAGACCGGCAACUUGGGACACGGGCGUCGAUUUCACACUUGGCAUGUUUCACUAGCUACGCGACAAGCGAGCAGUCGUGGUUUGCAUAGCAGGAGGGCUCAUUACCUUCUAUUCAUUCAGUGCUUCAACUACUUCAACAUAUUCCUCGGCAUCCAACCAUACACCAUACACCAUACAUCAAUGUAUGGCGGAGGGCAAAAGGAAAGGAAAACAGGAGCUAUUCGGGAGAUUUCCUUCAGUUACAAUCACCUCAGAGCAUAGCUACGGAGUCAUCAAGGUUUCACAUGGCACAUUGUACGAGGCAAGCUGAUGAGUAGGGUCGAGACGGGCUUCCUAGGAAUCUCAUCGAACGAAUGGAUAAUUCCAACUGAUCAUCU